AUGCCUAGAUCAUCCAAUAACAAGCUUUCAAGGAGUAAAUUGCUCUUGGGAUUUAUUCCUAAAAUACUUUUUUUAUCUUUUCUUUCGUUCGCUUCCACCAAAGAUUCAGAAGACAAAAAUUCCGUCGGAUCAAUCAAAAAGAGAUGCGUAUUUAUGGAUGAUGGAUUCGAAUUGAAAGAUUGUGGUAAUGCUCCAACCCAAUCAGAAUUUGCUGAAUUUCUCAAAAGACAAGCAAAAGAAGUAGCAAGAUUAGCAAGAGAAUUUCCUUGCGGUUAUACAUAUUGCCCUAAGUUUAAGAGAGAUUUAGAAUUCAUUUAUAAGUCUAUUGAAAAGCACGAGGAUGAAGUUCGCUUAAAGUCCAAUUCAGGUGAUGUGAGUGAUGAGAAUUUGGAUAAUAGGCACAUCACCAAAGAAAUGCUUGAAGAGACUCAUAUCAAAACUAAUCAUCAGAAUUCGGAAGCUUCGGAUGUAUCUAUGAAAGGAGUUCACGAGAGAGAACCUAUCAAACCUUCAGAAUCACUUCUCUUGAUGGCAGGCCCAACAACUUUGCAAAUACUAAUCUCACCAAAACAUCCGAUUUACAGAGCUCCUGAAGCGUUCAAAGUACCCAGUUCGAAAUUGCUUGGGGAAAUCCCGAAGACCAAAGAACCAAAAUAUGAAGAGAAAGCUGAAGACAGGAAAGAAAAACCCAAGACUCAAAGCGCAGAUUAUCCUUGGAGUUCUGACCAAUUAGACCCAGAGAUUUUAAAACAUUUAUUCACACCUGAUUCAUAUAGUCUUCCUCCAAAAAUAGACCAAGAGAUGUUGAAACAUUCAGUUACACCUGAUUUAGAUAAUUCUCCACCAAGAAUUUACAACUUACCUGAACCAGUCUCAGCUAGGGCGUAUAACAGAGUUCCUGAUGAUUUUCAAGAAACUAGUUCUACUUCUAUUGAUGAUCUUGUUCAGAAUUUGGAACCUGAAUUUGAUGAAAUUUUAAGAUUCAUUAGAAUUGAAAUUGAUGAGUAG
Molecule: messenger RNA, 1008 nt
Organism: Melampsora larici-populina 98AG31
Lineage: Eukaryota; Fungi; Basidiomycota; Pucciniomycetes; Pucciniales; Melampsoraceae
Exons: 6
Coding region: 1-1008 (335 amino acids)
Source: RefSeq, a predicted model, not a curated record